Messenger RNA from Anarrhichthys ocellatus (wolf-eel), 816 nucleotides. Its product is annotated as TBC1 domain family member 9B-like. NCBI's taxonomy places the organism in Eukaryota, Metazoa, Chordata, Actinopteri, Perciformes, Anarhichadidae. The coding region runs from base 16 to 789 and encodes 257 amino acids. The transcript has 3 exons. The record is from RefSeq and is a predicted model, not a curated record.
GUGGUGGUGGUGGUGAUGGUGGUGGUGAUGAUGAUGGUGGUGAUGAUGGUGAUGAAGAUCUAUCUGUGUGCAGGUGAGGAGGUAAAGGAUGGAGGCGGAGACAUUCUGGAGAAGAAAGAGGAGAAGGUGAAGGACUACCGGUACUACCUGAGAAUGUGGGCCAAAGAGAAGGAACCCAAGACGGAGACCAUCAAAGACCUGCCCAGGAUGAACCAGGAGCAGUUCAUCGACCUGUGUAAGACCCUCUACAACAUGUUCAGUGAGGACCUUCUGGAGCAGCAGCUCUAUCAUUCCAUCGCCACCGUUGCCAGCCUGCUGCUGCGUAUCGGGGAGGUCGGCAAGAAGUUCAACAAUGGCGGCCGGAAGACGGACGAAGCCGCCACUCAGGCUCCGUCCACCGAGGGUCAGAGGGAGGAGUCAGGUGAGUCCCAGGUGCGUCGAGCUUUGGCCGACGCUCAGCUGGAGCCGGCGGCUCCAGACGAGGAGAUCAAAGACGACACGUCGCUGUCGUCGUACUCCGUGGUGAGCUCCGGAUCGCUGCAGUGCGACGAUAUCGCCGACGACACCGUGCUGAUCGGCGGUCAGAGGCAGGGCAGUGUGCUGGAUGUCGAUUGGUCGAUCACCUUCGAACAGGUGCUGGCGUCGCUGCUGACGGAGCCGCCGCUCGUGGACUACUUUGAAAAGAAGAGGGACUUCCAGAACAAGAUGGCCGCCUGUAAGGCUCAGAGGGCGGUAGAGCGUCAGACAAGCUCCGCCUCCGACCACGAACUUGCCUCCUCCACCACCUGACUCACCUCCACCACCUGACUCACCUCC